This is a messenger RNA of Funneliformis geosporum, 1058 nucleotides long. The record is from the annotation of a GenBank genome assembly. NCBI's taxonomy places the organism in Eukaryota, Fungi, Glomeromycota, Glomeromycetes, Glomerales, Glomeraceae.
AUGACGGAAGAAACAUUAGUUCAUAUCCGAAAAUACAACACAAAAGAACUUUUCAAUUUUUUACAGAGAAAAGGCUUACAACUUAACGACACUCAUUUCAGAAUUUUGCUCGAAGAGGAGAUAGACGGUUCCGCUUUUCUUUUGUUGAACGAGAAAAGGCUUAAUGAUUGUGGAUUUAAAGUAGGAUCGGUCGCAAAACUCGCAGACUUGAUUUUGAAACUUAACGGUGAAGAGCGUGCGUCGUUGCCUCAAGAUGAGUUACCAACCGCUGGAGUAGUCGUUGAACCACUUCAUAAAUCAAUUUCAACUGAAAGAAUCUCGGAUAAACUAACUCCACUUCUAGAAAAUCAACAAACACCUCACGUGAAGAGCCAAACAAUCGCUCAAUCAUUGCAUCCCGAUUUAAAAUUAAAAGGAUCAUCAAUAGAAAAGGUCGAAUAUCCUAAUGACAUUAACGAAAAUAACACUCAUUUACCUGAGACUGCAUCAGGGCUCCUCCGUUAUUACGAACUUUGGAAUUGCCACUACACUAAAUGGCCAAGCCUUAACGAGUAUUCUGAACAUCUAAGCAAUGUCAAAAAAGAUCGUGUACAUCAUUCAUUUAAAAAAGAGAUCGAGGUUUUACGAAAGUUGUUUGUAGAGGAUCAUCCCGCUCAGCUACGACUUACACAACUGGAGGGACAACUAAAGGCCUUGCGCUUGUUGGCGAGCGGGCUGUGUGCUUGGGCGGGAAGUUCUCGCCAGUGUGCUUGUGAGCGAAACGUGUUUUCGUGGGAUGAGUCGCGAGCUCAUCUAACUAAAAUGUGCCAGACAUCAAGAAUUAUAAAGAAGGCAACAAGAAAACAAAUAGCCAAUGCAACCAAACUGCUUACCAAAGAAGCGACUAUAAAGAAGGAAUUAGAAAUUGUUGAGGAUUCCGUAAUUGUCAAUGGAUAUCGCCGGAUCAAUAAACAUUAUAACGAUUUUCAUGAAGCAAGUACGCAAUUGAUUAAACGUAAGUUAACGACUGAUAAUCCCAACUCUGAUGGAAACGAAGAUGGGUUAAAAAAAGCUAGAAA